Porites lobata is the source of this 1068-nucleotide messenger RNA. Lineage: Eukaryota; Metazoa; Cnidaria; Anthozoa; Scleractinia; Poritidae. The record is from the annotation of a GenBank genome assembly.
AUGGAUCUAAUUCAAAGAGACCUUGAUGAAGUGGCAAUGCUGUGGAACAGUCACACCAUUAGACCCAGUAGGAUGGCAGAGUGUCCAUCGGGUAUACCUGAUGAAAUGUACUUUUUCCCUCAGAAUUCAGGUAUUUCAUUAAAACAUUACUGUUGUGGUCCGGUAAACCAUCACCUUAGUGAUUUAGUGACAGUGAGCGUAACAGGGAUUAACGAUUUUGCCACCCCCUGUCACACAUCAAGUCCUCCUUGAGGGCUUUAAAAAUACGGUAAGUUAACAGCAAGUUUGGACUGUUGUCAACUGUCUUCUCUGGGGUACUUCCGCUGGCACCGUUAAAACAAAGGAACCAAACAACAAAAUCUCGUUUGGACUUGUAUUGUUUGGUGGUUUUGUUUGUUUUGUUAUGAAGUUUUUGAACAUUGGUAUUCUUAGCAGUUUGUUAUGUAUCGGGUAUCUUGAUAAUUAGUUUUCAGUACGUGCUGGUUUCUUGAUAAGUAGAUCACAGUCCUAAGGUUAUAGAAUUUGUUGCCCAUAUGGAUAGUUCCUUACAGUUGUGUUCUAUGUAACCUGUGCGCCGGUACUUGCUGAGGCAAACUUGUGGACACGUUUUCCUCUUCCUUUAUCAGAGUUAAAAACUUUGAUUUCUUUCCAGAGAAUUAAUGAUCAAGCUAUAAUUGACUGUGUGUUCAAAUUAAGAACUAAGCAAUGUCUUAUUUAGCGCAUAUGCAUAAGAUCAUUCGGUUCAAUAGCAAACACUUAAUGAGCUAAUAAAUUAGCAAAUCAUCACUAUUACGUUCCAGAAAGGUUCUGCACAGUUAAAAUGACUGGUGAGAUCUGAUUUGAUUGCCUGUAAUCCCUCCAGGUGGUAUCGACAUGAAAUUCCAAGUAACAAACGCAACGUUACAAUUAGCAGAGGCCUACACAUGUGACAAGGGUUCUUGUUGUGGAAACAGAGACUUCGAAGAGUACCUGGACUACAUUAUGCAGAGAAAUGUUUUGCAAAAAGUAUCAGAUUGGAAGGAAGCGUUAGAGUUGUAUUUUAGAUUGACACUGUUAGCAGAAAUGUAG